Dioszegia hungarica is the source of this 1821-nucleotide messenger RNA. RefSeq lists its product as uncharacterized. Gene Ontology annotation, biological process: transcription by RNA polymerase II; RNA polymerase II preinitiation complex assembly. Lineage: Eukaryota; Fungi; Basidiomycota; Tremellomycetes; Tremellales; Bulleribasidiaceae. The transcript has 3 exons. The record is from RefSeq and is a predicted model, not a curated record. Gene Ontology annotation, cellular component: transcription factor TFIID complex. The coding region runs from base 1 to 1821 and encodes 606 amino acids. Gene Ontology annotation, molecular function: protein heterodimerization activity.
AUGUCAGGCUACAAUCCGAAUUACCAGCAACAGCAGGGGCAAGGUCCUCAGCAGGGGCAAUUUGGGAACGCCCUCAACAUGCGGCCGCAAAUGCAGCGGGUCAAUUCGGGCUCGAGUCUCGCUUCGGUUCAGCCGUACCCGCCCAACGCCACCCAAGCGCAGGGCAACAUCAACUUCAACCCGAACGCCAAUCACCUUCAACAGCUCACCGAGUUUCACAAUCGCCAACAGCAACAGCAGGCGUAUACUCAACAGCGCCAACCCGCCCACACCAUACAGCAGGGACAGCAGGGGCAGUUCGGUCCUCCCCUCAUGCAAGGCGGCAACAAUGGCAACUACCAACCGUACGGUAACGUCCAGCCGGUCCAGCACCAGGCUGCGCUCGCUUUCCAGCAGCAGCAAAACCUCGCCAGGCAGCAAGCCCAGCACUUGGCAGCGGCUCGGCAGGUCCAGGCUCAGGCGCAGGCGACGCAAGUCCCCUACCGCUCGCCAGCCCCUUCUCACAUCUCCCUCCCUCCCCCUCCACCCUCCCUCCAACGACCCUCUAUACCCAGUAAUCAAGCCAAUCCUAUGCCUAUGCAACGUACUUUUUCGAACCAGAGCAACGGCGGCGGCAGCGGCCAGCAGCAGCAAGCUCCGACCCAAGCCCGCCCGCAACAGCCCGUGUCGGGGUACCAGCUGGGCGGUUCAUUCGGGAUGAGGCUAAACACCAUCGCCAGCGGUGACGGUACGGGCUCGGACUCGGUACAAGACCUCAUCGAUCCGCCUCGGGGCAAACCACUUCCUCAUCCUCUCCCCCUUACUCAACUCAACGACCCUUCUGCCCUUGCGGCCUCGGCGUCGGCAGCGCCAUCUUCCGCUCGGCCGUCCACCGCCGACUCGGACUCUCCCAAAUCGGCAGAGCCAAAAGCUACAGCGCCUCCCCCGGCGCCCAAGCCGAUGUCGGAGUACGCCAAGCGGAAACGGAGGAAGGAGGAGGGAACGACGGGGACUGGGAAAGCCCGUGGAGCCGGCAAGAAGGCGGAGGAGAAAACUGUCCCAGUGGUGUAUUUCACGGGGGUGGAGAAGGCCAAGGAGGAUCCUGUGGAGAAGAAGGGAGAGGCGGAGCGGCCUAGGGAAGCAGCGAGGCCGACCCCGGCGUCCGCUGCUGUUCCGUCUACUGGGGCGACGGAGCGGAGGCGAGCGCACGCACCGGAGGGCAUGAGGGGAUCGAUGCGGAGUGAUAUUGCCAAGCUCAUGUAUGCUGCGGGCGACGUAGCUGAGCCGUCUAUGGAUACUGUGGACUAUAUGGAAGAUCUCGUCGUUGAAUUCCUUUCUGACCUGUGUCGUCCCGCCCCGCCCACACGUACCGCCCCCGGCGCCCUCCACACCGCCCCACCCAUCGACAAUGCUCUUAUUCGCCACCGACUCCUCAUCGCCUCGGCCCGCCGACCGCACAUGGCCAAAUACGCAGCCCGUUUCGACUACAUGUACGCCAUGGACCUCGAGCUCGCCAAGGCCAAAGGGGCGAUGCAGCCCUCGCACGAAGACCUGGUCAAUACCGUCGGGAGAGAGUAUCUCGAGAUCGGGCAAGGGCAGGAGGGCGGGGAUGGCGAUGUCGCGGGAGGAGGAGGAGGUGGUGAGAGGGGGGCUGGGACAGGAAGGAGAGGGAGGCCGAAAAAGAUGGUGGAGCCGGGUCAGGAGAGGAGGAAGCCGGGUCCCAAGAAGGGGUGGAAGAAGGAAGGGGCGAGUCAAGGGCCAGAAGGGAAGAAGAGGGGGCCGUAUAAGAAGAGAGUGAGGGAAGGGUCGGGGGUAGGCACGGUGAAGGGGGAAAGUCAAUGA